CACACACACACACACCCCACUUUAUUUUUAAAUAGUGCAAUAAAGACUUGAAGUGCCCCUUUGUGGAAAUCAGGACCUCUUGCUACAUAAAACCCCUCUAGAUGUGGAGCGGGGUUCUUAGGGAUUCAGAUUUUACAGAUGGAGGGGCUGAUGCCCAGAGGAGUUAAAUGGCUCAGCCAAGGUUACUCAGUGCUCUGGUGGGAGAUAAGACUUCUAUCUUUUAGGCCAGUAUUUUUCCCGCUGGACUAAGGACUCAAGAAUGUACAGACUCUAGGGUUUAGUACAACCAUCUAUAUGAAAUGCAAAAUGUUUUAGCCAAUAAUAAGAUAAACAAAAUUAAUUUUCUGACUUAGGGACAUAAUUUCUAGGUGGUCACCAGCAUUUCAUAGUGAUUUGACCAGGAAUUUAAUCUGACGAAUGCCAUGUACUGUCAUGGGGAGCAAGACAGGCACUACCCUGCAGCUGUUCACAACUUGGUAGAUAGGCGGAUGUGCAAUCAAAUAGUGAAAAUACGUUCUGUUAAGACUGCCAGCACGGGCAUGUACAAAGACCUAGUGUGUAAGAGGAAUGUGUAGAGCGGUGGUUCUCAACUGGGGGCAAUUUUGCACUCCAAAAGACAUUUGUCAAUGUCUGAAGACAUUUUGAUGGUCACAGUGGAUGCCACCAGCCAGAAGAACAGGAGGGGGGACAGAAGGGGAGAAUUUCUCGGGGCACGAGUUCAAGGGAGUGUGCCAGAUGAGGCAUGGGAUGACACUCCGAGGCGCCACAGAUAUGGAAGAUGCCUGACUCAGGCAGCCGGACAAGAGGGGGUGAGGCGUUUCUGUUGACGCAUGGCAGCUACUGAACGUCAAUUCAUCUUGAAAUUGGGGGAGGGGGGGCAACUUAAAGAUUCCCCCUGGAUGCUUGUCACCGUUGCUAAGCCCCUGACACUGGCAUCUAGUGGGGACAGGCCAGGAAUACCUACAGGGCACAGGACAGCCCUCCACAAAGAAUUACUUGGAACCAAAUGUCAGUAGGGCGGAGGUAGAGAAACUCUGGCGUAGAGAGACCCAAUCAUUUCUGCAGGGCCUGGGGGACGGGUAAAGCUUGAGGGGUGGUUAGGAAAGAGUUUACUUAAGAAAUAAUGAUGAUGGACUGGGGGAAAGGACUAUGGAAUGGGACAGAAGGACAAAUGUGCAAAGCCACUAAAGCAUGGUAUACGUGGGUAAUACCAAACACUGGGUGGGGGGGCAGGGGAGUUGUGAGAGGGCUGGACAGCCAGGCAGAAACUAGAUAUUCGAGAAAAUAUACUGAUUUUAAAGGAAUUGCUUCAGGAAAAGCCAUGUGGCUCCAUCAUGGCUCUUACAGGCCACUCAGAAAAAGCAUGGUCUAAGUACCUACCUCUAUGAGCUAAAACCGUUGAAGAAAGCUGUGAAAUGAGGCUUUUCUCAUCCUUCUUCCUUGCAGUCUGGAGUUUUCCAGGCCUUUAUUACUUCACAGACAUAGAGUCAGGGACUGUCUCCGUGGAAUGUGAGCUCGGUGAGGUGGAAUAGCUCUCUACUAAUAACGGCUGGUGUCUCAGUGCUGCCAUGGAAUCAUGAGCAAGGCCAAGUGGUUAUUUCCCAUGCAUUAAGCUUACAGGCCAGUGAUAACGUUCAUUCCCUUCUUCAUAGAGCAGCCUAGUCCAGUGCUGUGAACCUGUAAACCUUAAAAUCAGGCUGCCAUCUCAAAUACAGUGAGUUCUCUCCUCCCCACCUACACACAGAGAGGGUAGGCAGGUCGGCCAUCCAUUCAGGGUUUAUCUUUCUCUUAAGCAAGUGAUGACCAAAGCAACUGACAAACUGUCACGGAAUCUGCCAGAUCUCACUCUGGCCUUGCCCCAUCUCCCUGGCUCCCGAACUUUUCCUCCUAUGCCAUGCUCUCCUUGACACCUGGUCUACAACCAUCCUGGGCCUGUUGAGCUCUGAUCCAAGUGCCUGCCUCCGCCCCUGCUGGCCUGAUGACUGAGCUUCAUGGAUGUGAGUUACCCCUUUCUAACUCAGCAGGUUUUCUAGGCAUAGUGUGGAAAACCUGAUCACAGAGGGUGGUGCAGUAUGGAUUUUGGACCAUGAAAGGGAAUCCAGGGAAAUAGGUAACCUGUGAUAGCUCAUAGCUUCUACUCUCUCUCCAGGUCUAGGAAUAACUGAGAAUUUAGCCUAGAAAGGCUGGUAGGAAUGUGAUGAAAUCCACUACAAAAUUCUGAGAAAAAUUAAAUGCUAUACAAAAUUAAGUUUCCUUAUUAAAACAAUCACCUUAUUAGUUUUAGAUUGAAAAAUUAUUAUGUAUAACUUGGUUUGCUCCUUAUCCUAUCACAUUUGGUAUUUUAUAUUAAAAGCAGAGUUGAUUCUCACAGGAGACUUAAAAUUGAAUUCCUUCUUUUAAGAUCUCUUCAGAGCUAAAAUAAAGGGCAUUAUAUUCUUCUGAACUUAGUGUUUUCUAUACCAUCAGACAGACAAAAGAAAUGUUUAUUUACUACAGCAAAGCUGAAAAAAAGACACUAAAAUUCAUCAACAAGAAAUUUUGACACAUGUGCCCUGAUGUUCUGAGUUCUUAUCAUUUGCACUAGUUUCUACUUCCUGUAAAGUUUAAUUUAAGCACAUAUGUAGAAAAAGUUCAUUCAGGUUCUAAUCUCCUCUAUCACGGGACAGGUAGAUUUGCUCUUAUCCUUCUCUGUCCUUAGCUCUUGAAGCACACAGGGCUAUAAACAUAAUUUCUAGAGGAAAAUAUAAGUUCUGUUGCCUAUACCUACUACCAGGGCAGUGGGGGUUCAGUGGUAGAAUUCUCCCCCCCAUGCAGGAGACCCGGGUUCAAUUCCCAGCCAUUGCACCUCAAGCGCAGCCACCACCCACCGGUCAGUGAAAACUUGCACGUUGCUAUGACGCUGAAUAGGUUUCAGUGGAGCUUUCAUACUAAGACAGAACAGGUAGAAAGCCUGGCAAGCUAUUUCCAAAAAUCAGGCAGUGAAAACCCUGUGGCUCACAAUGGUCCGACCUACAGUAGGCCGUGGGCUGGCAGCGUCCCACUUCUUUGUGCGCGGCGCUGCCACGCGUCGGGCUGACACAACAGCAGCUAGCAACAACGAGACCUACUAUGCUCUUGCUCCUUUAAGGCCAAGUCAGCUAAAACAGACACCUUUCCAUAGCAGCGAAAAAAAUUGUGUGAUAAUGAAAAUAAUAAAAUUAGAAACAAAUGUGAUAAUGAGCUUUCUAUUAUUUCAAAUUCCUAAGCAGAGGCUGGAAAGGUUCUUCAACUCUGAGAAGCUACAAGGAGUCAAGAGUCUUUCCUUCUUAUGUGAAAACGGCAGCAUGUGGAAAGCAUGGAUGUGUCUGGUUCUUGCGUUUGAGCUGAUGGUUCGUAGCUUUCUGCUCUUAAGUUUAAGUGAUCGGAAAAUCUGUCCAACAAAGUCUUUAAAAAUUGCUUUGAGAAAUAAAGGCUACAAAGCAACAAAUAGACUCUCCUUAAAUAUUUUAUUAAGGAUCAUUUCAAAAAUUAAAAAUUCAAAGCUUCUCAGGAAAAAAACCUCAAAAACUGAGUAUUUCUCCUGCAAGACUCCAAGGACUUCUCUGCUCUACUCCAUAACUUUUCUGCUCUGUGAGCAGGUGCAGUGAGUGGAAGGAGGAAGAAGUGCUUUCUUAGGAGGAGAUCCCUGCCAGCCAGGGGCUUGCUUUAUAAAUGGUAAAUGUCAUCCCAGAAUUGAACUUUCUGCCAGGUUGGGUUUCUACCCCCUCUGCCUUAAGGUUAGACUUCUAAAAAUGGCUGGUAAAAAAAAAAAAAAAAAAAAAAAAACCAGUUGCGUGGAGUCGGUUCCAACUCAUAGUGACCCUAUGGGACAGAGCAGAACUGCCCCGCAGAGGUUCCAAGGAGUGCCUGGCGGAUCUCAACUGCCGACCCUUGGUUAGCAGCUAUUGCACUUAACCACUACGCCGCCAGAGUUUCCAAGGGGCUGGUAAAGUGGGUCUAAUUUCCUUAAAGAUUUCCAGGUAGAGAAAUUUCAGAAUCUCCUUCGGUCUCCAACUCUGUUAGCUCUCCCUGUAGAGUAGUGGGAAGCUGUUCUAGCUAUUUUGAUCCAUUUAAGAAAUUCAGUUCAUGAAACGUAUUGAUUGGCUCUCUGCUAACUCAGUUAUUAGGAGAAUGGGCUUUGCCGUCAGAUAAACAGUUCAAAACCAGGCUCCAGCACUUAAUAACUGUGUGACCCUGACAAAUUACUUCUUUCAGCCUCAGUUUCCUUAAAAAUGGAGUAAUAAUACCUAUCUCAUAGGGUCGUUAUGAGGAUUAAAUGAAAUAAUAUGUGCAAAGCAAUUUGCACAGUGAACGCUCAGUAAAUAUUAGCUAAUAGGAUUAAAAUAAUUCCUUGCCAACCUCAGAGACUAUGUUCUUGAAAGUCAGGGUAACUGGCAAAACCUCAACUGGCAAGAUCAAUCAUAAUCAAAUAACAAUUAAAUGAUCAAAUAAUAUCAACAAUCAACAUUAAAUGUAUCUUUUCAUAAAUAAAAUUCACUCUUUUAAAGUGUACAGUUGAGUGGUUUAAGCAUAUUCACAAAGUUGUGCAACCAUCACCACUAUUUGUUGUUGUUGUUAGGUGCCGUUGAGUUGGUUCCAACUCAUAGUGACUCCACGUGCGAUAGAAGGAAACCCCGCCCAGGCCUGCGCCAGCCUCACAGUCAUCGCUGUGUUUGAACCGGUCGUUGCAGUCACUGUGUCAAUUCGUCUCAUUGAAGGUCUAAAGUAUUUUUUAUCACCCCCAAAAGAAAUGCUGUUCUAUUAGCAGUCACUCACUCCCCAUUUUCCUGUCACCCCACCCCGUGGAAACCACUAAUCUGCUUUAAAUAUAUUUUUAAAACAUACUGAAUAAAAUUCCUAAAUGGCAUCCACUCCCAAAAGACCAGCUCUGGUAAGGUAACGCUUAUUCUGAAUCACCUUCAGCUGGCUGAGUUCUCCCAUAAGUUUUAUCUUACUCAGAAUGCAUCUAUUUUUAACAUUUUCAAGACAGCCCUUACCGGCUUAAAGGGGAAUAUUUUUGUACUUGCAUAUCCCCUAACAGGUGUGUUUUUCAGGAUUUGGUCUUCUAGGCACCUACUGAGAGAGUGGAGAAUAACAGAUUUUCUCUUCCACAGAAUUGCCCGUUCAACCUUGUAUAGAAAAUGGAGUCAUCUUUUUUUUUUGUUAUCUUUUGUUAUUUUAUUAUCUUUCUUUAAUUGUUAUUUUAUUGUUAUCUUUUUUUUCUUUUGGUUAAUGGGACUUAAAUGAAUUAUUCAUAUGUAAAAAGACGGUAAAUUUAAAAAUAAGACUAUAUAUUUAAUGUCAUUGAUUGUCGAUGUUAUUUGAUUGUUGCCAAUUGCCAAUCUUCCCAAUUAAAGUUUUGCCAAUUACUCUGACUUUCAAGAAUACAGCUUCUGCUAUAAAAUGAGGGAAGACUUUAACCCUAUUAGGUAGCAUUUACUGAGCGUUCACUUGGUAAAAUGUGAGUUUGCAAUAUGUUAUUGAGAAUUCUGAAUCAUGGGGCCCUUUAAAAAAAAACCACAAAAUUUACUUUGGUGGGCUGUAGAGAACAGCAGAAGAUGUCGGAGACAGAAGGGUUAACAAUUAUUAUUUCUGUUAUUAUUACCUAGAUUUUGCAACUGACUAGAUGGUCAGGAAGGAAGAAGAGAAUACUCAAAGAUAACUCAGAUUUUGAAACUGAGACUGGUGGUACAAUAAAUUGAAAUAGGAAAGCCAAGACACUAAGCUGCUUUAGGGAGAAAGAUGAGUUCUGUUUCAGUCAUGCUGAUUUUUAAGGAUGAGUCUAGGGCUCAGAGAUGCGGGCUCAGAGACACAGCUUUGGGAGUCACCUCUACAGAGGUUGUAUGUGUAGUCAUGGGCGUGAAUGGCUCACUUGGUAAGAAAAUAUACAGCUAGAAGAGAGCUGAAGACAGACCGUGGUGAUUGUUUACAUCUACAAGAGUGAGAAGAGGAAGAGAAACCAGUUGAGGCAAAAAAGUGGUCAGAAGGAGGGGAAGUAGGACAAUGCAGGGCCACAACAACCAAAGGAAAUACUACGUCAAGGAGGAUGUGGAUUGAGGGUAAGUCAGAAACGCGUGUUUAAUACACUCAACAGUGAGCUUUAAGAAAACGGUUUCAGUAGAGCGCUAGGGUAGAGGGUUGAUUACAAGGGGUUAAAAAUUCUGUUAUAAGAAGUAGAGAUUCAAACAAGUUACCUUAAGCAAAGAGGUAAGCUCACUUACCAACACACUUGUUGAGCCCAACUAUGGCAAGGCAUCAUGCCAAGCUCGGGAAUCUGGGGGGCACCAAAAAAAGACAGUGCUGUACUUAAUGUAACACAGCCACUCUCCAAGUUUAUUUCUCCCUACAGUUCCUCCUGAGGAGCCCUGGUGGUGCAGUGGGGAAGUGCUGGGUUGGCAGUUCAAAACCACCAGCUGCUCUACGGGAGAAAGAUAUGGUAGUCUGCUUCUGUAAGGUUAAAAAUAAAAAACCAAAACCUGUUGCCAUUGAGUCAAUUCCGACUCAAAGCCACCCUGUAGGACAGACUAGAACUACCCCAUAGAGUUUCCAAGGAGCGCCUGGUGGAUUCGAACUGCUGACCUUUUGGUUAGCAGCUGUUCUGUAACACUGUUGUUGUUGUUGGGUGCCAUCAAGUUGGUUCCGACUCAUAGCGACCCUAUGCACAACAGAACGAAACACUGCCUGGUCCUGUGCCAUCUUUACAAUCGUUGUUAUGCUUGAGCUCAUUGUUGCACCCACUGUGUCAAUCCACCUCGUUGAGGGUCUUCCUCUUUUCUGCUGACCCUGUACUCUGCCAAGCACGAUGUCCUUCUCCAGGGACUGAUCCCUCCUGACAACAUGUCCAAAGUAUGUAAGACACAGUCUCGCCAUCCUUGCCUCUAAGGAGCAUUCUGGCCUCACUUCUUCCAGGACAGAUUUGUUCGUUCUUUUGGCAGUCCAUGGUAUAUUCAAUAUUCUCUGCCAACAUCGUAAUUCAAAGGUGUUAACUCUUCUUCGGUCUUCCUUAUUCAUUGUCCAGCAUUCACAGGCAUAUGAUGUGAUUGAAAAUACCAUGGCUUGGUAUUUUCUGAAACUUGCUUCUGUAACAUUACAGCCUUGGAAAUCACAUAUGUCAGUUCUACCCUGUCCUACAGGAUCACUAUGAGUCAGAAUGGUCUAGAAGGCAACAGGUUUACGGUUCCUGUCUUUAUCAACUGACUCCCUCUACCCUGAAUCUCUGUUUCUUCUGCCUUCUGUUUAACUCUCAGUUCCUAGAUUUUGUUUCCUUGUAACUCCCCUUGCCGUGACUCUUCAUCCCAAACUACCUCAUGGCAGUCUGUGAGCUUUUGCUUCUACUGUCAAUUUCCUGAUUCUCUCAGUGUUUCCAGAUUCAAAUUCAGGAGAGGUUCUGAUUUAUCCAGAUCAUCGGGUUUUUUUUUUUCUUUUUUAAUUUUAUUGUGCUUUAGGUGAAAGUUUACAGUGCAAAUUAGUUUCUCGUUCAGAAAUUUAUACACAAAUAGUUUUGCGACACUGGCUGCAGUCCCUGCAUUGUGUCAACACUCUCCCCUUUCCCUUUCCACCCUGGGUUCUCUGUAUAUAGUUGUCCAGUUUUCCUGUCCCUUCCUGCCCUCUUGUCUUUGUUUUGGGCAGGUGUUGCCCAUUGGGCUUCGUAUACUUGAUUGAACAAAGAAGCACAUUCCUCACAUGUGUUAAUAUUUGUUUUAUAAGCCAAUACCUGUUGCUGUCAAGUUGAUUCCGACUCAUAGCAACCCCAUAUUAAUCUUUGGCUGAAAGGUGGACUUUGAGAGCGGCUUCAGUUCUGAGUUAGCAAGGUGUCCGGUGGCCAUAGUCUCAGGGGUUCUUCCAGUCUCUGUCAGACCAGUAAGUUUGGUCUUUUUUUGUGAAUUUGAAUUUUGUUCUACAUUUUUCUCCCACUCUGUCCAGGACCCUCUAUUGUCGUUGCGGUUGGCGGUAGUAGCCAGGUACCACCUAGUUCUUCUAGGCUCAGGCUGGUGGACACUGUGGUUUAUAUGGUCCUUUAGUCCUUCGGACUAAUAUUUUCCUUAUGCCUUUGGUUUUCUUCAUUCUCCUUUGCUCCAGAUGGGAUGGGACCAAUAGAUGUAUCUUAGAUGGCUGCUUGCAAGCUUUUAAUGCCCCAGACACUACUCACCAAAGUAGGAUGUAGAACAUUUUCUUUAUAAGCCAUGUUAUCCCAACUGACCUAGAUGUCCCCCAAGACAAUGGUCCCUAGCCUCAGACCCAGUAAUAACAAAAACUAAAAAAAAAAAAAAAAAUGAGGUAUCUGGCUUAAGUCAGAGCAGGCUUACGAUGGAAGCUUCAAGGUGUGUGGGUGUGUCUAUGACUUUUCCCAGAUCAUCUUUUUUCAUUAGACCACAUCUUGGGUUGUUGAACACUCUGUGGAAUGGGUCAGUUGCCCACCUCUAUUUUAAUCAGCUGUAGUCUAGGGGAGAGGGCAGUGGUACCUCUGUGGUAGAUUCUCACCUUCCUUGUGGGUGACCCAGGUCAAUUCCUGGCCGUUGCAGUUCAAGCACAGCCACCACUUGUCUGUUGUAGUGGCUUGUGUGUCACUAUAAUGCUGAACAGGUUUCAGUGGAGCUUCCAGACUAAGACAGACUAGGAAGACCUGGUGAUCUACUUCCGGAAAUCAGCCAAUGAAAACCCUAUGGUUCCAUCCUGUCAUGUAUGGGGGGGCCAUGAGUCGGGCUGACUCAGCUAACAACAACAGUCUGGGAUCGGAAGACUGGUAUGUGUAGGCCUGUCCUUUAGCGCCGACUAAGGGAAUGGCAGAGACUGAGUAGCAUGUCUAGAAAGUAUUGAGGAUGAAUCUUAGUCUAAAAAUUCAGGUGUGCAAGGAAUAGCACAUAGUAUUUUCUAUAACACUGCUUAAUAUUUACUUUAAGUCCCAAUUCCUGUGUACUAGAGAGAAGUUCAACUUGUAGUCUUUGGGGAGAGGCAUCCAUGCUGAUUACUGCUGAAUGCACGUUACCCGAUCUGGUCAAUUUGGUAAUGCUGUAUUGACGUCAAACUGAAAUAUCUCCAUCUCCUCCCUAUCCACAUAAAUAUACACACACAUUCUCACUUGACCUUCUCUAAUAGAAAUGUUGGAUAAAGUGUAAAAAAUAAUUUAGGUUUUGAUUUUUAAAUGGUGGGAUAAAAAAAGUAAUUUUUUUCUACUCUGAGAAAUUUAUCCUUCUUUAACUCAAAACUACAGAAAAUGAAAAAUGGACAAACUUUAUUUUCAAUGAAAUUAGAGACAUUUGUAUGCCUGGACUACAGCCUAUGAAGAAGGACUGCAAAAUAUAGUGAAGGUCAAACAGGAGUGUAAGAAAGGAUGCCUAGGGCUACAGAGCUUAUGCAAAGCUGGAGUGACACAGUUCUCCAAAGAAAGUGCCCCAUCUUGAGGGACAAGACAAACAAGUUUUUGAAUAAACGCGGAGCAAACAAGCUGGCUGAAGCAAGAGCUUCCCCACAGUCAUUUGUCACAAAGAUUAGAGAUAUAGAAAACGUGAAGUUGAACAUGGACAAACAAGUCAAAUUUGCAGAAGCAGUCUGUUGGUGAGACAGAGUGGAAGAGACAGACUGCAUUGUGAGCAACCCUGCUGUGCUGAUCGAGGGGAACUGGAAGGUUUCUAAGGACUCACAUAUACAGCCUCAAAUAUGGCCCUGUCUCCACACUCACACAAGCCUCCUGCAAAUAGUUGAUUGAGAAAGCACUCAUCUCAAAGACGUUUAAAAAAAUAAAUAGCGUCUAUAAAAAAGGAUAGGAGAAAAUGUCCAGAGCACAGUGCAGAGAGCUAUGGGGUUAGAGACCUCAAGGAGGAUUAAGAGAAAUGGAGACUAAGUGAGAAACUCUGAUAUUUUUCUGAGAAUGAGUUUCAGAAAAAGAGACUAGAGAGAAUGAUGGAGAGGUAGUGGCACAGCAUUCAAAGAGAAAAUGGCUAUAUUAGGUCCAGACAGGUAAGACCUCGCUUUGAGGAGAUCAGGUGUCAGGGAUAAGGAACACAUGCUAGGUGGGAAACUAUGAAGCAAAGGUCUAGGGACUCAAGUCAAUGCAUUUGGACAGAAAGAAGUCAGAAUCUGGGUAUGGGAGGAGAGCCAUAGAAAUAGUCGUUAAUGAGAAUGGAAUCUGACAACGGGAUGAAAGAUUUUACCUAUGGCUAGAAUAGAUCUGAAUAUGACUGGGCCUUUUUUAAGCCCCUUAGAGACAAAUGCAAACUUCUAACUGGGAACAGGGGUAGGAAAUGAGGACUAAUGCAGUUCUAGAUACAGGUAACCCCUGACUUAGUACAGAAUUCCGUACUGACAACUCUGUCGUAAGUCAGUUCUGACAUACGUUGGAUACCUCAUUUUUUUUCCUUUUAGUUUUCAUUAUUAUUGCCUUUUAUUAUCAGUGGAAACCCUGGUGGUGUUGUGGUUAAGGGCCAUGGCUGCUAACCAGAAGGUCGGCAGUUUGAAUCCACCAGGUGCUCCUUGGAAACUAUGGGGCGGUUCUGCUCUGUCCCAUAGGGUCGCUAUGAGUCAGAAUCAACUAGACAGCAACGAGUUUAUUAUCAAUAUCUUUAUACAUCCAAUCUUUGUCUGCUUUUGUGGGGUGUCACAAGAAUCAGCAAAUCACAUGCUGCAACACUAUGUGCAUAGUACAUAUAGACUAACAGUAAGAUAUUAAAAAAACAGAAUGGUCCUAAGUUCGCUUUGUCAUAGCUCGGAAAUGUCCUAAGUCAGGGAGUACCUGUGCUCAAUUAUGUACAGCAAAUGGAGACAGCUCUGGCCUUAGGGUUAGAAGUCUUUCAAUUCCCCUGAUUCUACUAUUGACUUGAGUGUCAGAGGAAGUUGGUAAAACUCUGAGCUUCAGUUUCCCUCUCAAAAGCAGAAUGAGUAAGCCCUGGACCAGCCCUCAGGAACUCUGCUUCUGAAUGAUUCUUCUGUCUAUAUUUGUUUUAAGUUUUUCAGCUUCCAGAGGAAGAUGACAUAGAAAUUACAAAAUAGUAUGUGUACAUUUAAUAUUUCCUUUUUUUUCAUAAUAAUCUUCCUCCCUUUUAUCUGCCUAAGUCUGAUCUUUCAAGUCCCAUCUUAGACCUCCCUCCUACAAGUUUCCCCUCACCACACCCCCCCAGUCAACAGCCAGGGGUUCAUUUAUUAUGUUCCUCUGAAACAUACUUAUCUCUGUCAUACAAAUUACCCUCCUACGUGGAACUUCAUCUCAGUUCCAAUUUUUAUUCCCCAGGAUCACUGCCUGCUAGCUUUAGCACCCAGGGGAGGGUGCAUGCUGGGAAAAAUGAGUGGUUAAUGAUAUCAUAUUAUGACGCUGACUGAGAAAUCUGAGUGAUCUUCCAAUUCUGAGUACAUGAUUUCUAGAAAACAAAAAAAUAAGGGUAACAAGUAGUAGAACAGAAGUUGGAAGUAAAACUUUCAAGUGAUACUGGGGAAAGUGGGAAGAAGAAGGGACAAAAUAUAUUCCUUUGAGUACUCCUUUCCAUGCCUUGGCUCUAUAUUAAAAUUUAAAUACUGUUGGGAGUAGUAGUAAACUAUGAUGCUAGCAAUGGCAAUUUUACUCUGGCUGCUCCAAUUUUCAGCUUCUUUAGGAAUGGGGCCCAUGAUCCUGGAGUGCUGAAGUGGACAGCAAGAAAGUGCAACUCAUUUUAGCUGUUCCUUUCCAAAGGUACCCUCCACCUCCUCUACCAUGGAUUCAGGCAGCUAUGUUGAAAUGAAUGAUACAGUAACCCAGAUACACUCUAAAGUGCAGAUACAAGAUAUCACUAAGGAGCUACACUGCCCACUGUGUCAUGACUGGUUCCGUGACCCACUGAUGCUAAGCUGUGGCCACAACUUCUGCCAGAUCUGUAUCCAAAACUUUUGGAAGCAGCAAGCAAAGGAAACCUUCUGUCCUGAGUGUAAGAUGCUAUGUCAAUAUAGCAACUGCACAUUCAACAUAGUAGUGGAGAAGCUGGUAGAGAAGAUUAAGAAGCUACCCCUGCUCAAGGGCCAUCCACAGUGCCCAGAACAUGGCGAGAACCUGAAACUGUACAGUAAACUGGAUGGGAAACUGAUCUGCUUUCAAUGCAAGGAUGCCCGGUUGUCUGUGGGACAGUCUAAGGAGUUCCUGCAGAUCUCCGAUGCUGUCCAUUUCUUCACGGAGGAGCUUACCAUCCAUCAGAGUCAACUGGAGGCAACCCUGAAGGAGCUUCAGUCUCUGAGGAACAUGCAGAAAGAUGCUAUUGCUGCUUACAAGGACAUCACAACUCUCUUGGAGAGCUUGGAGCAAGGAAUGAGGGUGCUGACACCUAGAGAGCUUAUCUCCAGAAAGCUGAGCCUGGGCCAGUUCAAAGGCCCUAUCCAGUACAUUAUGUGGAAGGAAAUGCAGUCCACCCUCUCUCCAGGCCUAUCUCCAUUAACUCUGGACCCUAAAACAGCCCACCCAAAUCUGGUGCUCUCCAAAAAUCGAACCAGUGUGUGGCAUGGUGACAUCAAGCAGGUAAUGCCCGAUGAUCCAGAGCGGUUUGACUCAAGUGUAGCUGUGCUGGGUUCAAAAGGCUUCACGUCUGGAAAGUGGUACUGGGAAGUAGAAGUAGCAAAGAAGACAAAAUGGACAGUGGGAGUCGUCAGAGAAUCCAUUAUUCGGAAGGGCAGUUGCCCUCUAACUCCUGAGCAAGGAUUCUGGCUUAUAAGACUAAGGAACCAAACUGAUCUAAAGGCUCUGGAUUUGCCUUCUUGCAGUCUGAAACUAACGGACAACCUCAACAAGGUGGGCAUAUACCUGGACUAUGAAGGAGGGCAGGUGUCCUUCUAUGAUGCUAAAACCAUGAACCACAUUUACACCUUCAGUAGCACUUUCAUUGAGAAACUUUAUCCCUACUUCUGCCCCUGCCUGAAUGAUGGUGGAGAGAAUAAAGAACCAUUGCAGAUCUUACAUCCACAGUAAUUAGUUAUACUGUUAUAGUAAUUCAGAAUGUUAUUAAAGAAGGUUUUGAAAUAGUUUACCAGUCUCUCUAGUUUCUCUUCUCAAUUUAUGGAGAAGGAUGAAUAACGAAAAGAGAGAAUCACAAACUGAAUUCAAUUCUCAAUGUCCUAAAUAGAUUUCCAGAGCCUUUCAAGAUGUCAUUGUAAUUCUCUGGGGUCUUCCAUGACACAAGAUUGACUCUCAUGAGACUGAUCACACUCCUGUUACUGGAGCAAACCGCAUCUUGAGUUUGUAAUGCUCAGGAACGCUUUGCAAAUGUGCUCAGAAAUUCUAUGCUGUCAUUAGUUUCCAGAAUAAUGACUCAUAGCAGACGAAUUUUCACGUGUCCUCUUUUUAUUUACACAUCCUCUUUAUACAAGUUUUGCAUCUCAUUUCUUUUCUAGAAUUUAUGGUAUUUUUAAAAGACUGCUCUAGGGCUUUAUAGAAAAAAAAGUCAGAAAUGGUCUCAGUUAAUUUAUAAUCUUGUCUUUUCUGAAGAUACUUUUUAGUCUAGUGAAUCUCUUUCUUCCUUUCUCAGAUCUUUUUUCCUGUUUAAUCUAUCUAUGAUGGGUUGUUUUUUACAGGGGCACUUGUCCUUCUGUAUUCAAAUAUGUUUAAGUAUUCCCAUCGACUUAUUUUUGUGGUAAAAUAUAGAUAACAUAAAAUUUGCCAUUUUAACCAUUUUUAAGUGUAUAAUUCAGUGGCAUUAAUUAUAUUCAUAAUGCUGGGCAAUCAUUGCUGCUAUCUCUUCCCAAUUUUUUUCACCACCCCAAACAGUUGGAAUCAACUCGACGGCAAUGGGUGUGGGUUUGGUUUUUGGACCUAAAACAGAAACUUAGUAAGCAAUAACUCCCCAUUCCACUACCACCCUAAGCCCCUGGUAACCUCUAGUCUACUCUCUGUCUCUAAGAAUUCUAGAGAUAGGAAUCAUAUAAUAUCCAUCUUUUUGUUUCUGGCUUAUUCACUUAGCAUAAUAUUUUCAAGUUUCAUCCAUGUUGUAUUCUUUAGCAGAACUUUAUUUCUUUUUAUGACUGAAUAAUAUUGCAUUGUAUGAAUACACCACCUUUUGUUUAUCCAUUCAUCUGUUGAUGGACACAUGUUAUUUCUGUCUUUUGGCUAUUGUGGAUAAUGAUGCAAUUAAUAUUGGUGAACAGGUAUCUGUUUGAGUUCCUGGUUUUUGAUUCUUCUAAGUGUCGAACUGGAAUUACUGGGUCAUGUGGUAAUUCUACGGGAAACCCUGGUGGCAGAGUGGUUAAGUGCUAUUGCUGCUGACCAACAAGUCGGCAGUUCAAAUCCGCCAGGUGCUCCUUGGAAACUCUACAGGGCGGUUCUACUCUGUCCUAUGGGGUCACUAUGAGUCGGAAUCAACUCGAUGGCAGUGGGUUUUUGGUAUGGUAAUUCUACAUUUAACUUUUUGAAGAAGUGCCCAACUGUUUUUCACAGUGGCUGCAUCAUUUUACCUUCCUACCAGCAAUGCAUGAUGGUUCCAAUUUCUCCACAUCCUGACUAACACUAGUUAUUUUCUACUUUUCUGAUAAUAGCCAUCCUAGUGGGUGCGAAGUGGUAUCUCGUUGUGGUUUUGAUUUGAAUUUUCCUAAUGAUGUUGAGCAUCUUUUCAUGGGCUUAUUGGUCAUUUGUAUAUCUUCUUUGGAGAACUGUCUAUUCAAGUCCUUCGCCCUUUUUAAAACUGGGUUGCCUUUUGCUGUUGAAUUGUAAAAGGUCUUUCUAUAUUCUAGAUAUUAAGCCUUUACUAGAUACAUGAUUUGUGAGUAUUUAUCUUUUUUGUUCUCUUGAUAGUGUCCUUUGAUGCAUUCCAUCUAUUUUUGACUGUGCCCUUUUUCAAUAUUCCUGCCUAUAAUUUAAAUAUUAGUAUUUUUCAUCUCGUCCUCUCUAAUAUAGCCAUACUCCAGCUUGUUGCUUUUUUCUAAGGUUCUUAACAUCUUUGAUCUCAGAUGCUAUCUCAAAACUGUCCCUAUUUCCUUUCCUUGGAAGUCCCCUUAUAAUUGGGCUUCAUUCUCUAUAUCUGACAGCUUUUUUUUAGGACCUGCAGAGCUGGUCCUCAAAAAUUCCAAUUAGCAGGGCUCUUUGGCAGGACACAUAUCCCGUAUUCCAUCUACUAUUAUUGGGACAGUAAUGCAUAUACUACGGGUAAUAUGCAUGUACCUUCAGCAUGUACAGUGUGCCUGCAUUUACAGCUGCACGGGGGAAACAGCCAUGACGUGAUGAUGCCUACAUUUAAGAACUGAUUUCUGUUCUUUAAGGAAUUCAUUUCAAUUAGAAUUUAAUUAGGAUCUAUUUUGUGCCUGGAACCUUGCUAGAUGUUUUAAAGGAUAUAAAAAGCAUAAAGUGGGGGAAAGGGGGCGCUAGUGGGGAGAGGAAAGUAAUCUGACUAAAAAUUAAUGCACUCUAAGGUAUGAUAAGUGAUAGUUGGACAGUAUUAUUCUCAGGAUGCAAUGGUUCUGAAUCGGGCUACACAUGAAGUUCACCUGGGGGGCUUUUAAAAAAAUUCGUAUCCCUGGACCAAUUAGAUCAGAAUCUCUAGCUAAUGGGACCCAGGCCUUUGUAUUUUCUAAAACCUUUCAGUGGUUCUCACGUACAGCAAGGGCAGAGAACCACCAAACUAAGGAGCAUGUGUUCCUUUUCUUUAUUAUUUUGUUUUGAAACAUUUCAAAUUUCCAGGAAAGUUGCAUGUAUUCUCCACCUGGCUUCCCUGAUUGUUAGCAUUUUGUCAUAUAUGCUUGCUUUCUCUCCUCCACACGUGCCCCGUAUGAAUGUGUGUGUAUAAUUAUCACUAAUAUCAUUUUUGCUGAACCACUUUAGAGUAAAUUGCAGGCAUCAUAAUCCUUUAUCCCUAAAUAUAUCAGCAAAUAUCGCCUAAGAACCAGUAUAUUCUCUUACAUAAUCACAGUUCUAUAUUAUCAAAUUCAAAAAGUUUCGCACUGAUACAGUACUAUUAACACAGUCCAUAUUCAAUAAGGAUAUAUUUCUAAUGGUGGGGUUUUAGGCACGGUGGUAAAGAAUUUCAAGUAGUAUGACGAAGAUAAUGGGAGAUAUAAUAGGGUCUACUUGAUACCUCUUAAAUCAUAUAGAGUUCUAGAUAACUGAUAUGUAAAGUCUGUCUUAGGAACAGACAAGUGCUACAGAGUUCAGAGAAAGGGAUAUCAGUGUUCAUCAGAACAAGAAGGGAAAAUUCUAAGGAAAAGUUGUAAGUUGGGGACAGUAAAAGAUUAAUAAGAAUGAAUAUAAAUUCUCACCAAAAUUAGAAAAUAUACUUUUAAAAAAUAAAUGAUUUGUGGUGAUAGUUGCAUAAGUGUAUAAAUACACUAGAAAUCAUUGAACUGUACGUCUACAGUGGGUGAAUUUUAUGCAAAGUAAGUUACGCCUCCAAAAAGCUGUUAAAAAAAAAGAAUAACUGAAUGUUUUAUUCAGAUCACCCGGGGAACAAUUAUAGACCCCAGGGGUACAUAUAUUUUCCACUCUCUAUAACCCAGACCCAAAACCUGUUGCCAUCAAGACAGUUCUGAAUCAUAGCGACCCUAUAGGACAGAGUAGAACUACCCCAUAGAGUUUCCAAGGAGCACCUGGUGGAUUUGAACUGCCCACUCUUUGGUUAGGAGCUGUAGCUCUUAACCACUACACCACUUUAAUACUUUUUCUGACUUGCCCUCUCAGCUCUCCAGCAUUUGUCUUAACUUGGAUGACACAAAUUUCUUUUCCCGAAGUUUCCCCCAGGUAAUUGUUUAUUCUGCACUGAAUAGUUUGAACCGUACCUCUGCUUAGAACUCAGAUUAUAAUUAAAGGAAGAAAACUUCUAAUGAUUAUGAAUUAUAAAACACCA
Messenger RNA from Loxodonta africana (African savanna elephant), 16793 nucleotides. It is a transcript of the gene TRIM69, whose product is annotated as tripartite motif containing 69. NCBI's taxonomy places the organism in Eukaryota, Metazoa, Chordata, Mammalia, Proboscidea, Elephantidae. Gene Ontology annotation, molecular function: ubiquitin protein ligase activity; protein binding. Bases 11699 to 12937 code for a protein of 412 amino acids. The transcript is spliced from 5 exons. Gene Ontology annotation, biological process: protein ubiquitination. Gene Ontology annotation, cellular component: cytoplasm. The record is from RefSeq and is a predicted model, not a curated record.